AUGGCGUCCCAGCCGAAUUCCUCCACGAAGAAGAAAGAGGAGAAGGGGAAGAACAUCCAGGUGGUGGUGAGAUGCAGACCAUUUAAUUUGGCAGAGCGGAAAGCUUGUGCCCAUUCUGUGGUAGAAUGUGAUCAUGUACGAAAAGAAGUUAGCGUACGAACUGCAGGAUUGGCUGACAAGAGCUCAAGAAAAACAUAUACUUUUGAUAUGGUUUUUGGAGCAUCUACUAAACAAAUAGAUGUUUAUCGAAGUGUUGUUUGUCCAAUUCUGGAUGAAGUUAUUAUGGGCUAUAAUUGCACUAUUUUUGCAUAUGGCCAAACUGGCACUGGAAAAACCUUUACAAUGGAAGGCGAAAGGUCACCUAAUGAAGAAUAUACUUGGGAGGAGGAUCCUCUGGCUGGUAUAAUUCCACGUACUCUUCAUCAAAUUUUUGAGAAACUUACUGAUAAUGGUACUGAAUUUUCAGUCAAGGUGUCUCUGUUGGAAAUCUAUAAUGAAGAACUUUUUGAUCUCCUUAAUCCAUCUUCUGAUGUUUCUGAGAGACUACAGAUGUUUGAUGAUCCUCGUAACAAGAGGGGAGUGAUAAUCAAAGGUUUAGAAGAAAUUACAGUACACAACAAGGAUGAGGUUUAUCAAAUUUUGGAGAAGGGAGCAGCAAAAAGGACAACUGCAGCAACAUUAAUGAAUGCAUACUCUAGUCGUUCCCACUCAGUUUUUUCUGUUACAAUACAUAUGAAAGAAACUACAAUUGAUGGAGAGGAGCUUGUUAAAAUUGGAAAGUUGAACUUGGUUGAUCUUGCAGGAAGUGAAAAUAUUGGCCGUUCUGGAGCAGUUGACAAGAGAGCUCGGGAAGCUGGAAAUAUCAAUCAAUCGCUGUUGACUUUGGGAAGGGUUAUUACUGCUCUUGUAGAAAGAACACCUCAUGUUCCUUACCGAGAAUCUAAACUAACUAGAAUCCUCCAGGAUUCUCUUGGAGGGCGCACAAGAACAUCUAUAAUUGCAACAAUUUCUCCUGCAUCUCUCAAUCUUGAGGAAACUCUGAGUACAUUGGAAUAUGCUCACAGAGCAAAGAACAUACUGAAUAAGCCUGAAGUUAACCAGAAAUUAACCAAAAAAGCCCUUAUUAAGGAAUAUACAGAAGAGAUAGAGCGUCUGAAACGAGACCUUGCUGCAGCCCGUGAAAAAAAUGGGGUGUACAUUUCUGAAGAAAAUUUUAGAGUCAUGAAUGGAAAACUAACUGUUCAAGAAGAACAGAUUGUAGAAUUGACUGAAAAAAUUGGUGCCCUUGAGGAGGAGCUAAGUAGGGUUACAGAAUUGUUCAUGGAUAAUAAAAAUGAGCUUGACCAGUGUAAAUCUGACCUGCAAAAUAAGACACAGGAGCUUAAAACCACUCAGAAACAUUUACAAGAAACUAAAUUACAGCUUGUUAAAGAAGAGUAUAUCACAUCAGUUUUGGAAAGUACUGAGAAGAAACUUCAUGAUACUGCCAGCAAGUUGCUUAACACAGUUGAAGAAACUACAAAAGAUGUAUCUGGCCUCCAUACCAAACUGGAUCGUAAGAAGGCAGUUGAUCAGCACAAUGCAGAAGCUCAGGAUAUUUUUGGCAAAAAUCUGAAUUGUCUGUUUAAUAAUAUGAAAGAAUUAAUAAAGGAUGGCAGUUCAAAACAAAAGACCAUGUUGGAAGUUCACAAGACCUUGUUUGGUAACCUGCUGUCUUCCAGUAUUUCUGCAUUAGACACCAUUACUACAAUAGCACUUGGAUCUCUCACAUCUAUUCCAGAAAAUGUGUCUACACAUGUUUCUCAGAUUUCUAAUAUGAUAUUAAAAGAACAGUCAAUAGCAGAAGAAAGUAAAACUGUACUUCAGACAUUGAUUAAUGCACUUAAGACUGACCUUCAAAGUUCACUGGAAACAGUUUUAUCUCCUACUGUGUUGGCUAUACUGAAAAUUGAUAGUCAACUCAAGAAUAUUUUUAAGACUUCACUGACAGUGGCUAAUAAGAUAGAAGAUCAGAAAAAGGAAAUGGAUGGCUUUCUUGGUAUGCUGUGUGAUAAUCUACGUGAACUACAAGAAAAUACGAUUUCUUCCUUGGCAGAGUCACAGAAGCUGUGUGAAAAUUUAACUGAAGACCUGAAGGCAAUAAAGAAAAUCCAUUCACAGGAACUUUGCCAGUUAAUCAGUCUUUGGGGUGAGAGAUUCUGUGCUUUGGAGGAAAAGUGUGAAAACAUCCAGAAACCACUUACUAAUGUCCAAGAAAACACAGAGCAGAAAUCUAAGGAUAUAAUCAGCAAAACAACUUAUCACAAUACAAAAUUUUGUGCUGAUUGUGAUGACUUAUCACAGGAACUCAGACAUUUUAACCAAGAAGGCACACAAUUGGUUGAAGAGUGUGUGAAACACUGUGAUAAACUCAAUAGCAACCUUGAAAUAACGUCUCAAGAGACUGAACAGAGAUGUGAAGCUCUGAACACAAGCGUACUUUGUUUUUCUGAACAGUGGAUAUCUUGCUUAAAUAAAAGGGAAGAGGAAAUUCAGAACUUACUGGAGGUUGUAAACCAACGUUGUGAGGCUUCAAGUUCAGAGAUUACUGAAAAAUUACAUGGACAGAAAGCAGCUAAUGAGAACCACCGUAACAUUUUUCUUGGUCAGAUAAAUAUCGAUGAAGACAAAUUAAUGACACAAAGUCUAGAACUUAAUGACACUAUAAAAAUUGGUUUGGCUAAGCUUAAUUGCUUUCUACAUCAGGAUCUGAAACUGGAUAUCCCAACAGGUACAACACCACAGAGGAAAAACUAUGUAUACCCCUCAACACUGGUGAGAACUGAACCACGUGAACAGCUCCUUGAUCAGCUGACAAGGAAACAGCCUGAGCUGUUAAUGAUGCUAAACUGUUCCGAAAACAAAGAAGACAGCAGUCAGGACUCAGAUGAAGAAAAGGCAGUUCUGGAGCACACUAUUGAAGAACCCCCAGGUCAAGAGCCAUCUAUAGAUGCUAAUGUGGAUUGUUCAUCAAGUGGUGGGGUUCCAUUUUUCCAGCAUAAAAAAUCACAUGGAAAAGACAAAGAAAACAGAGGCAUUAAUCCAGUGGAGAGGUCUAAAGUCGAAGAAACUACUGAGCAACCUGUUACAAAGAGCAGAUUACCUCUACGAGCCCAGAUAAAUCUGUAG
Pteronotus mesoamericanus is the source of this 3168-nucleotide messenger RNA. RefSeq names its product kinesin family member 11 (gene KIF11). The transcript is spliced from 22 exons. Bases 1 to 3168 code for a protein of 1055 amino acids. Gene Ontology annotation, biological process: microtubule-based movement; spindle elongation; mitotic spindle assembly. The record is from RefSeq and is a predicted model, not a curated record. Gene Ontology annotation, molecular function: microtubule binding; ATP binding; plus-end-directed microtubule motor activity. Gene Ontology annotation, cellular component: spindle microtubule; mitotic spindle; nucleus. Lineage: Eukaryota; Metazoa; Chordata; Mammalia; Chiroptera; Mormoopidae.